CUCUCGUCAUCCGGCCGGCGGGCAGGGAGCCUCAUCUGUCGGUAGCCGGGGCAGCAGCAGCAGCAUCUUCACUCUGAACUGUCCGCACAAGCGGAGGGACAGGAAACUUAAAACGCGGCGUAUGUGGAGAACAGACUGAGCUAAGUGCGCUCUGCUCGUCUGGAGGUUUUUCUUCUCUUCUUUGUUCUUUAACGCUCCGUUUGUGACGGUAGCGACUUGUUUCGGCUGCUGUCUUCGCACUCUGCCCCGGAUAAAUGUUUGAUGGAGCUCCGUGUCUUUCCCCGGUGCGGUGAAUGAAACAAAGAGGAUGGACGCAGUCCUGGGGAAACGUUAACGCGGGUUGUUCCCGGAUUGAGAGAAAGUAUCAACUUUGAGGUGGAGGUCAUUAAAGCCUGAACCUUCAGCUGGCUACCGGAUAAUUUGAGCUGCACUGCCAAGGUGGAGAUGAUGAUGAGGAGUAUGAAUUAAAUUAGCCCUUGUUAAUUCCGUCCUAAGAUGAGCCAGGGGGCAAACCUCGUCCUCCAGUGGCUCUCGAAGCUCCACCUGGCCCAGUACGUCGAGUCUUUCCUUGACAACGGCUACGACGACCUAGAAGUCUGCAAGCAGAUCGGAGAGCCGGAUCUGGACGCGAUCGGCGUCCAAGUCCAGUACCACAGGCACCGACUCCUCACAGCCGUGCAGGAACUCGUAGAGGAGGACAGAAGGAGAGCACCUGGCUACUAUUUCACCUUGGAGCCUCUGGAGGCUUCUGCUUGUCACCACUCCCAAAGAGUGCGUGACCCAGGGUCACUGGGGUCACACGUGCAGCCCACAGCCGUACACCAGGCCUCCUGUCCCGGAAACCACAACCCGAGAUUCACAGACUGCAACGACUUUGUGACUUACCCCAAGCUGAAGCUGAAGGUGCUGAUAAGAGACAAGCUGGCAAAAGAUGGAAUCAACCUGGGACAAGCACCUUACACCCACAAGGAUGGCUCUGUGGGGAACCUUGAUGACCUGGCCCAGGAGUACUCGCAGUACUACGGCACUUCCCUCAGCGACGUGUGCGAACGGAUGGAGGAGCUUCGGAAACGCAAAUUAGUGCAAGAGAUGGAGAUGGGAAAGGUUGACUCAGCGGCCGCAUCGCCACACCUCCGCUCUCAGAUCCAGGAAUCUCUUGGACUCAGCAGCAGCACAUCGACUCCAGAGACUGAGAAAAGGUUUCCUGUCCACAAAUCCAGCUCGGACGAUGGAUCAGGAGGAAAAUGGGAUGCGAGGAAAAAGAGCAAGUCUUUAUGGCAGAGUUUCCGCAAGUCACAGAAGGGAGUGAUGCGCCAGACUUCAAAAGGCGAUGAUGUUGGGUUCGUUGCCAGCGAGAUCACGAUGAGCGACGAAGAACGUAUUCAGCUGAUGAUGAUGGUGAAGGAGAAUAUGAUCUCGAUAGAGGAAGCCCUCGCACGGCUGAAGGAGUUUGAGACCCAGAGCAGACAGACGAGCCAGUGCGAGUCCCCGGACCCCUCGGGGCCCGGCACAAACGACUCGUUCAGCUGCACCCCUGUUGAGCAGUCGGACAACGAAGAGGAAUCUCCGGCGUUCAAAAGGCUCCACAAACUGGUCAACUCCACUCGAAAAGUGAAGAAGAAGCUGAUCAGAAUAGAUGAGUCCAAAAGGCCCGCAGCGGACGAGAGCCUGAGCGUAGAUGGUCUGCCCUGUGGCGAUGGCAGCGUCUCCCAGCAUUCAGGUGUGCAGAGGAAGCCCUUGGUUUGUCCCCUGGACUCCUUGGCUUCGGCUCUGCAGAAGCAGCUUGACUCCGACAGCCUGACCACGUCCCCGUCCUCCAGCAGCCUGGACACGUGCAGCAGCCAGAAGGUAGCGCAGAGCUAUGGGAAGUGCAGCGGGAGCCCCGCUCACCAGGAGGCCGGUGUGGCGGAGGACGUGAGGGAGGCCGGCGAGGGCUCCUCCUUCUCUGAAACGGAGGGGUGCAGCGAAGAGGAGCCCAAAAUGGCGCGAUCGGUGACCGACGGAGAGCUCCGUCAUCGGACUCUGGGCUCGCUUGGCCAUCAUGGAAGAGCUUGCAGCUUUGGAGGAUUUGACCUGACCAGUCGCUCCGUUCAAACGGUCACUUCUGACGUCGACAGCACUACAAAAGAUGGAGAGAGUGGCUUGAGAGGCGAAGUCAAGUCUCCUUCACUGUCACGGAUUUCUCUGGGUAAAAAAGUCAAGUCAGUGAGGGAAACCAUGAGAAAACACAUAUCCAAGAGAUACCAUUGUUCUCUCUCUGAGCAGUCGAGUCCGGACCGAGUAGCCAGCUGCCCCCACUCGCCUCAGACCGACUCGGACUCUUUGGAGAAACCCAAACUGAAGCCAGGAGGCUCCGUGGAGAGCCUGAGGAGCUCCCUCAGCGGCCAGAGCUCCAUGAGCGGCCAGACGGUCGGCACCACCGACUCGUCCAACAGCAACAGAGAAAGUGUGAAGUCGGAGGAAGGAGAAGAAGACGAGCUGCCUUACCGUGGACCUUUCUGCGGACGUGCGCUGGUUCACACCGACUUCAUCCCGAGUCCCUACGACACGGACUCCCUGAAACUGAAGUGUGGAGACGUGAUCGACAUCAUCAGUAAGCCUCCGAUGGGCACCUGGAUGGGAAUGCUCAACGGGAAAGUCGGCACCUUCAAGUUCAUCUACGUGGAUGUUCUGAACAAGGAGGUGAAGCCCAAGAAGACGCGCAGGAGGAGAAAGGCCCGGCAUCCCAAACCCACAUCCGUGGAGGAGCUGCUGGAGCGCAUUAAUCUGAAGGAGCAUCUCCCCACCUUCCUGUUUAACGGCUACGAGGAUCUGGACACGUUCCAGCUGCUGGAGGAGGAGGACCUGGACGAGCUGAACAUCACAGACCCCCAACACAGAGCGGUGCUGCUCACUGCCGUGGAGCUGCUGCAGGAGUACGAAGGAAGCAGCGACCCCGAGCGGAGCGCCCAGUCCGGACCAUCCCAGGAGAAGCUGCUCCUGGACCGGCGCGGCGCCCUGGGUGACUCGCCGCGGGACUCUGGCUGCUACGAGAGCAACGAGAACCUGGAGAACGGACGGCUCAGAAAGUCUGCCGCAUCCAUCAACAGGUCGCCGUCUGGAUUUGACACCAGUCACAUCUCGCCCCCCGAUUCCAUCCUAGUCUCCCCUUCCCUGUCUCCUCUCCAAACCAAAGCUUUGCUGCCCUCCGUUCGACCGCCUGUCAGACGCCAGACGAACUGCUUCGGCCUCCUGAACUCUAGAAGUCACAGCUGCACAGAGCUUAGAAGAAACUCGGCACCCGUUCAGUUGCGACGCUGCGUCUCCCUAAGAGCUCUCCAGAAAGAUCUAGAGAGGAAACCCCCCAACCCUGAAGACUGGGAUCUGACGGCCGCCAACCCCGCCCGGCCCCCACAGCGCACCGCAGACCCUCUGCCUGCGUGCAGAGAGUCUAACUCGGACGAACGUCAUGAGUCGGCCCCUAAACAGGAAGAAAAAACGGGGAGCAGCAUUCAGUUUCACCAAGCUCCAGAGAAGUUCAGUCAGCCAGAAUCAUUCAGAGACUUCCUCCCAACAGAAACCGCCUGCAGGCGCGGAUGCACCGAUCAGAUCUCCGUUUCUGCCGCUUCGGAAGCUCGACGCCUGAAAAUGAAAAGAAAUGCAAAGAUUUCCACGCAUUCAGUAAAUUAGGAGCUUAAAGUGGGAGAAAAAAAAUAUUCCAGUUCCAAAGAGUUUUCCUAAAACUGGAACCAGUUUGUGCUAAUGCUGAGAUUUCAGAUGUGCAAUAAGAAAACUUUUAUUUUUAGUUUUAUUUUUUUGGCUUUACUGCAGCUGCGUCUGGACGUGGCUUUUCUUUGAUCGUUUAGGAAAAUGGAAUCAGAGUCCAGCUGCAGCUCAGCAGCAUUUCAUCUGAGCAAAACCUUCGGUAUCAUUGCACCUAAAUCCAUCCUGUCUGACACAAGCUUCAAACUUAGAGAACGCUUGUUGUAUUCAUGUAAAUGUAUCUUCCCAGAUGAGAUGAAUGAAAUGUUUACAGUGUGUCCUUGUGCAUGAAUGUUUUAUAAGAAAUUAAUGAUCCUCACAGAUUUCAGAUGUUCGCUGUAGCAUCACAUGACUCAUUUCCUGUCUGUUUGCCACAAUUAGUGUUUUAUUGUAAAUGGCCUGAUUAACUUCAUGGCGAAAUUAACGUCAUUAAUUUAAUUAAUAAAGUUUGCUUUAUUAAAUAUGUGCUAUAUAAAAGCACAAGCACG
Gambusia affinis (western mosquitofish) is the source of this 4229-nucleotide messenger RNA. RefSeq names its product SAM and SH3 domain-containing protein 1-like. The transcript has 20 exons. Lineage: Eukaryota; Metazoa; Chordata; Actinopteri; Cyprinodontiformes; Poeciliidae. Gene Ontology annotation, molecular function: protein binding. The record is from RefSeq and is a predicted model, not a curated record. The coding region runs from base 496 to 3669 and encodes 1057 amino acids.